Molecule: messenger RNA, 2445 nt
Organism: Cucumis melo (muskmelon)
Lineage: Eukaryota; Viridiplantae; Streptophyta; Magnoliopsida; Cucurbitales; Cucurbitaceae
Product: pentatricopeptide repeat-containing protein At1g09190
Exons: 1
Coding region: 411-1865 (484 amino acids)
Biological process (GO): RNA modification
Molecular function (GO): RNA binding; protein binding
Source: RefSeq, a predicted model, not a curated record
AUAAUUCAUUUCUACUUAACUAAACUCAAAUGUCAUUCAACUUUAAAUAAGAUGAAAUUAGAGUGGACUAAACUCAAAUGUCAUUCAAUGAAGGUUUAAAAUCCUUUAACUAAAAUGGGAUGAAAAUUCAUUGAAAUAGUUUUUCCAAAGUUCGAUUCAUUUCAGCCCAUUGAGAUUUAAAUAAAAGAAAUCCAAACUUUUCAUAUCAUCAAAUGUGUUAAGACUUGCAAAUUGUGAAAAGAAUUAACAUCGAGAUUUUAUGCGUUUGAACCUUCUCGGUGAAAUGUCGCAAAUGAUUAAUAUCAAAAUCCUAUAUAUUUCAAACAAUUUCACUCCCCGCCAAUUUUCAUUCUUUGUCGUUCACUUCUUCUUCUUCUUCUUCUUCGGCUUCUUCUUCUCUCCUCAAUAACAUGAGCAAGAACUGUAUGGAGAUCGAGCGGAGAAUCCUCCGCCUUCUUCACGGCCACAAAUCUCGAACCCAUCUCACUCAAAUUCACGCCCACUUCCUCCGCCAUGGUCUCCAUCAAUCCAACCAAGUCCUCGCCCAUUUCAUCUCCGUUUGCGGCUCUUUCAACCGCAUUGGCUAUGCCGAUCGCCUCUUUUCCCAAUCCCACAACCCUAACAUCUUUCUAUUCAAUUCAAUCAUCAAAGCCCACUCCCUCUCCCCUCCCUUCCAUCAAUCCCUUCUCCUGUUUUCCUUAAUGAAGAAUCACCGGAUUGUUCCUGAUCAGUACACUUUUGCGCCGUUGCUGAAAUCCUGUGCCAAUCUCUGUGAGUAUAGUCUUGGUCAAUGUGUGAUUUCUGAAGUUUUGCAUCGUGGGUUUUACUGCUUUGGGUCUAUUCGUAUUGGGGUUGUUGAGUUGUAUGUUUGUUGUGAGAAGAUGGAGGAUGCAUGGAAGGCGUUUGAUGAAAUGUCUCACAGGGACGUGGUUGUUUGGAACUUGAUGAUUCGUGGGUUUUGCAAGAUGGGAAAUGUUGAUUUUGGGUUGUGUCUCUUUAGACAAAUGAGUGAACGUAGUCUUGUUUCUUGGAACACUAUUAUUUCCUGUUUAGCUCAAAAUAGGCGUGAUGUUGAAGCUUUGGAACUCUUUCAACAAAUGGAAGAACAUGGGUUUAAACCAGAUGAGGUUACUGUGGUCACAAUGUUGCCUGUAUGUUCUCGUUUGGGAGCUCUUGAAGUUGGACAAAGAAUCCAUUCUUAUACAAGUUCUAAGGGAAAUUUGGUAGGUACUACGAUGGUUGGGAAUUCGCUCAUCGAUUUUUACUGUAAAUGUGGGAACAUAGAAAGCGCUUACAACAUAUUUCAGAAAAUGACUUGCAAAAGCGUUGUCUCUUGGAAUACAAUUAUUUUGGGCUUUGCUUUAAAUGGGAAGGGGGAGUUUGCUAUUGACCUUUUUAUGGAGAUGCGAAAAGAAGACGUGAAGCCUAAUGAUGCAACAUUUGUAGCUGUCUUGACUGCUUGUGUUCAUUCGGGACUGUUAGAGAAGGGUCGAGAGCUAUUUUCUUCAAUGGCCGAGGAUUACGAAAUCCAGCCAAAACUCGAACAUUUUGGUUGUAUGGUUGAUCUUUUGGGACGUGGUGGGUGUGUGGAGGAGGCUCAUAACUUGAUUAAAAGCAUGCCAAUGCAACCAAAUGCCACUUUAUGGGGUGCUUUGCUUGGCGCUUGCCGAACCCAUGGCAACUUGAAACUUGCAGAAAUGGCAGUGAAAGAGCUCAUCAGUCUUGAACCAUGGAACUCUGGUAAUUAUGUAUUGUUGUCAAAUAUGUUGGCAGAAGAAGGAAGAUGGGAAGAAGUUGAGAAUGUCAGACAGUGGAUGAGAGAAAAGAGCGUCAAGAAAGCACCUGGGCAGAGUGCGAGUGGAUAGCUGUUAAUAUUGUGUGAGGAGUUACCUCAUCAUUAGGUUGUACGUACAGGCUUCGAGUCUGGUUCAAGGCAUAUUGUUGAGAAUAUCUGUUGAAAUGAAAUGGAGUUCAGCCAUCUCAACGUGCUCUGACGUGAUUAACUCUAUCGAAACUAGUCGCCGACUGUGGCCCUCGGCUGAAAUCAAACUGAAGAGGAUGGAAAUUGGAAUGCCAUAUCUAGUCCAUGUGUAAGUAUGUUAAACUAAAUAGGCAUGGUGCAAUUUCCCUAGAAUGAAGUUUCUACUGCUGUGUCGUGCUGAGUACAAAACUUUACCUUCAAGAUCCAUUGGAUUGUUCUCUGUAGUCUAAAGAAGAUUUGAUCUCAGAGGUUCAAGAGUCGAUAAGAACAAGGAAGAAGUGAAUGGGAACGAACAUGUUCUUACAUAUAAAGACCAAAGUUUCCUCAUCGAAACGUCAAACUUUGAGCCACAAUGUAAUCCUUUCUACUUUUUAUUAAUAUUCAUUUUUCUCCGACUAUGUAAAUUUUGACACAGACCACAUAAUUUAUCUUUUGUAUAUAUAUAUCAUAUAUAUUUCUUUUGA